Messenger RNA from Megalops cyprinoides (Indo-Pacific tarpon), 4844 nucleotides. RefSeq names its product Smith-Magenis syndrome chromosome region, candidate 8a (gene smcr8a). Gene Ontology annotation, cellular component: guanyl-nucleotide exchange factor complex. Gene Ontology annotation, molecular function: GTPase activator activity. NCBI's taxonomy places the organism in Eukaryota, Metazoa, Chordata, Actinopteri, Elopiformes, Megalopidae. The coding region runs from base 479 to 3274 and encodes 931 amino acids. The record is from RefSeq and is a predicted model, not a curated record. The transcript is spliced from 2 exons.
AAUGUUGGCAUCUCACAAGACGUACUGCAUUGACUUCCCUGCUAGGGAUGUAGGGUCAUUUGCUUUAGUGUUUCCUGCUUUGAAACGCCACGGUGAAGCUAAAUUGGCAUGGCAUGGGAUCUUAAGUGACUGACUAACGUUUACUAGUUUUCUGUACGUUGAGUGUGUGUGCAUCUGCUUGAUGGUGCGUUUUGUUGACAUCCGUUGCUAAUUAGCUAAUUGCUUUUGUUUUGAGAUCGUAACUGUCAGACAUAACCAGCUAUACGAUAGCAUUUUAAGUUGUAUUGAAACGGGACUUGCGAAAUGAUAUGUCAUAAUAUAUUUAUUUUUAUAUGACAUCAGACUGGCAACGGAGCAUCUGAAUCAUAGCUAGCUAGCUAACUAGGUUUGUCCAUUACUGGAAAAAAUAUGUGACGACAGCCUUCAAAAUUGCUGGAUGAUACCUUUUCCCCCAUGCCAUUCCUAAAAUACAGGCAGUAUGAUUGGUUCGCCUGAUUUGGUGGCAUUUACCAAAGAUGAUGAUUUUGGGGAGGUGUAUGUUGAUCCAUGCCUACUCCCAGAAGAAUUUUCUGUGCCUCUUUUCACACACGUUGGAAAUUCAAAUCCGUGGUCAAAGACUUCCUAUGCUAAAUUCUCAAAGGAUUUUAUCCUCAUCUCUGAGUUUUCAGAACAAGUCGGGCCACAGCCUUUGCUUACCAUCCCAGAUGAGUCCAAAGUUUGUGGCACCUUCGACCUCAACUACUUCUCUCUGCGGAUUAUGUCUGUGGAUUACCAAGCCUCUUUCGUGGGACAUCCUCCAGGGUCUAACUACCCAAAACUCAAUUUUGUUGAGGACUCAAAAGUUGUGCUUGGGGAUUCAAAAGAAGGUGCGUUUGCUUACGUUCACCAUCUCACCCUCUAUGACUUGGAAGCUCGGGGUUUUGUAAGGCCUUUUUGUAUGGCCUACAUCUCAGCGGAUGAGAGAAAGAUCAUGCAGCAGUUUCAAGAGCUCUCCUCUGAGUUUUCCAAGGCCUCCGAGUGUUUGAAAACAGGAAACCGGAAGGCGUUUGCCAAUGAGCUGAUCAAGAAAUUGAAGGACCUUGAAUACACCAGAACUGUGUUGCAUAAAGAGACAGAGCUGCAGAAGAAGAACACUGGCUGCUAUUCAACACAAGCAAUUGAGAAAGCAAAUGAACUAGCAAAUGUUGAAAAAUCCAUAUAUGAGCAUAAAGACCUUUUGAGGCAAAUCACGUCCUACCCAAACAGAAAGAGGAAAGAUUGUGAGUUUCUGCCGUAUGACUCAGUCAAGCCCUCUGACUCAAAUGAAGUGGACCAGAAAUCCACAUCUAAUGAAUCCAACCCAGAAGAUCAGUCAGAGAUCAUUAGUAGUAAGCGCAGACCCUCUUACACCCCUCAGCUUAUAAAAGGAAAGUCUGCAAAAUGUUUUGAUAAGCGCCUGAAAACGCUCGAGGAGCUCUGUGAUUUAUACUUCUUCCACCAGACAAUGGAUCAGCUUAGGCUGAUUGAGAGUACUUUCCGAGGAGACCUGUGCUACAUCUAUACCAAGCAGAUUGACCAGGCUCUGCUGAAAAAACAGAAAAUCACCAACUUCCUCUUUGAAGAGUACAAAGACUGGGAAGAAGAGGAGGCUUUGAAGGAAUUCUGCGGAGGGAAUCUUAUUCCCACUGACAACCUGCCACCUAUCUGCAUUGUACCAGAUGAGGCAGAGACCCUGGAGUCCCAUACUUCUUGUAUUGAGGGAGCGCACACUAAAAUGGAACCAGAAACUAGUGAGGAAGGACUUCAAGAAGCUGAGCUGACUGAGUCCAGCCCCUGUGACCUCACACAGGAGACUUCUGAUGAAGGUGCUGAUGCUGAAAUGAGAGGGAGCCUAAGCAGCGCCGACAGUGGUGAAGUAACUGGACCUGAGACAGCCCUCCAUGUUGAGAGGCCUCCUGAAAGUUCAGAUAGUUCAGCUGAUCCUCAGCCACAGUGUGCUGAAGUUGCUGGAGGGAACACUGUAAGUGCAAGUGAUAGCAGUGAUGACAGUGCUGAGGUUCCAAGUGCCACUUUUUCUCUUGUACCCGAGUGCCCAAGAGCAUCCUACCAAAGUGCCAUUUAUGAAGAGGAGCCCACUGUGAAGGUCUGCACAGAUGUGGCUCAUAAACUGGAAUCUCCUGUCCUGAGUCAAGAAGUGAAGGACAACGGUGUUUUAAAAACGGGGACAGUGGUCCAGGUAGAUGCAGCUUGUUGCAUGGGGCAGGAAGGACUUGUUUAUGAAGAGCCUUCCCCCGAGUUGGCACAAGAGUGCUGCGCAGACGCAGUGAUCAAGCAGGAGCCCCAGUCUUGCCUUCAGAGGGACUCCACCCUGCAAGCAGACUUCACUCUUAGUGCGACAGCCUUGGCAGAAGGCCCUUCAACGGGACUCUCACCUUUUGAGCAGAACCCUGACUCUCUCUCCGACGAGAUUUCCAGAAUGUACCUGGAUGACGUGUCUGACAGUACCAGCUUUAUGAGUACCUCCACUAAUUCUGACAGGACGUCGUCUCCUUUUCUGUACGGCAACUCCCUUACUGUGAAGCAGAAGAAAAGAGCAGGACAGAAUGCUCUGAGAUUCAUCAGACAGUACCCCUUUGCCCAGCAAGCUAUAUUCUGCCUUCUGAGUGGAAGGACCUUGGUAGUCUUGGGAGUUGAUGAAAGGACAGUGAGAAAGCUUGUGAAUGCCCUAUCCAUCUUUGUGCCCAAUCUUGGGAAAUAUGGUGAAACAGUCCAGCCUUGGCUUUCAUCUCCUUUCCAGCUGACAGACCUGCAGAACUGGAAGCUCAUUGGCCUUCACAGGAUGGCUUCUCCUACAGGUUCCAGCAUGCUCCACUCCCUGAACCGAUACAGUCGCUACAUAAGCAUUCUGGACACCGACCAAAAGACUCUGCGCUGCCCACCGUACCGAGGAGCCCUGAUUGGUCGGAUGGCAGACCACCGCACCCAGAUAAAGCGUGGCAGCACCUACUUCAUGCAUGUGCAGUGCCUGCUCACUCAACUGUGCUCCAGGGCUUUCCUCUACACCUUCUGUCAUCACCUCCACCUUCCCAUCAGCCCCAGCGAAGACCAGGUCUCUGUGGCAUCCCGCAGGACCGCCUUCCUGCAGCAGCAUUUAGGCUAUAAUGAAGAGGACAGUAAAAUGGUCCAGUUCCUGUCUGAGCUCAUAAAACACUACUACCUUCAGGGGCCUAGCAGAACGGUCGGCCCGCCAGUCUUUUGCGUUAGCUACAUUCCCAGCUUCCUGUACAAAAUAUAGGCCUGAAUGUGUCACAUGCUGGAACAAAAUGUCUGCGAUGUUCUGAGAAUCUGCUUCUGUCUUAUCCUGGUUGAAACAGGAGACCAAGAGAAAUAAUUAAUUGGAAUUUUUUUUUUGUCUGUUUUGGUGAUUCCUGUUUGUGCUCUGAUGAGCAGGCUCUUUAUAGGACGCGAUUGCACUGUUGUAGUUGUAGAUGUCUGUCUCUGCAUUGUGCUCACUUUAUAUGUAAGUGGGUCCAAAACACUAAUGCAACAAUAGCCACUGAUACCUAUUACUACAUGAAACACUACAAAACAUCUUGCAGCUAACAAGAGUUGUUUGAAAGAUGUUGUCUCCAAAAUAUUUACUCUUAAUGUGGUUGGUCAUAAAUAAUACUGAUUUCAUUUAUAUUCAGCUGACUACAGGUAAUGCUUUUUAGUGUACCAUAUGUUACUGGGGAAAAUGGUACUUAAAGCACAAUGUAUUUUCAUACAGUUCUAUCUGAGAGUAAGUGGUUCAUUUACUGUGCUGACAUGUCCACUGCUGAAUGUUUAGAUGGUCAGGUGAUGUAAUGCGGUUCAGCUAAGUUAGUGUUGAGUUGUAAUGGUACAUGUUAUGAUCAUAGGCAUAUAGAUCAGCUGUGCUUGUACCUUAUGUGUGACCAAACUGAUACCAUCAUCAGCAGUUUUAAACCAGCACUGCUUUUUGAGUCUGCAGUCAUACAAAACCAGUUUGAGUUUGAAGUGUAAUUGCACAAAAAAUAAUAAAAUCAUUAGCUGUAAUCAGCCUGUUUAAUUCUUUUCUAUGAUUUGAAGGAAACAUCUCAAUAAAAAAGAUGGCUUUCUUGAAAUCUCAGUCAGAACAGGAAAUGGUAAAACUCUUCUGGUUCAUAUUUUCUUAUUAGUCAUGUUUAUACUUCAAACUGACCAUUAUGUCAACCCUUAAUCUAUGCAGAACAACAUGCAAUGUUUUACAGUUUUUUUUAGGAAAUACAGUGGAUGUAAAAUUAAUUGUUAAAAGGAACAUGUAAUGUUUUUAAACUAAUUUGUCAUGAUUCCAUUUUAGAAAAGCUCAAACCCUGAUGAUUGUAUAUUAUUUAAUGUAGAGCUUUGAAUCACAAUGGGCAUGCCCAUUUAUUUCAUAUCCACCCAUCGGUGCAGUCAGGAAACUACCGAUUACCAAAAUCUUUUUACAUUUGAGUAAGUAUCAGGUUUCCUCAGCUUGGCCUCAGAUUAAAGUUCAGGGCCCCUUGAAUGUUAUGCAUGUACAAAUGGUGUAAUGUAAAGAUUUGCUUUGCGAAGUUUACGUUUUCAUGUUUACAAAGUCUUGAAUACCAUUCCUGACCACAUCUUUAUUGUAACAGGCCAGUGUUGUGGAUCAUGUUCAGUAAAUGGUUAAAUGUUAAUGAUAUUCACUGCUGUGCUGAACUUGUGAAAUUUUGCGUUUGUGAGUGUGAUUAGCUGUAUUAUGGUGGCAUAUCAUUAUGUUUUGCAACUCGAUUAUCCUAAGCUCAGCUUUGUAUUGUUCUAACUUUGAAUUAGUAUGUUUUAGUCAGUGUAAUUACAGGUUUCAAGGACAGAUUAUGGCAAUA